This is a messenger RNA of Tetranychus urticae (two-spotted spider mite), 2076 nucleotides long. RefSeq names its product solute carrier family 35 member G1-like. The record is from RefSeq and is a predicted model, not a curated record. Gene Ontology annotation, cellular component: membrane. NCBI's taxonomy places the organism in Eukaryota, Metazoa, Arthropoda, Arachnida, Trombidiformes, Tetranychidae.
AAAUCAAUUUAAUUCAAUUGAAUUAUCUAUCAAUAUGAAACUUAUCAGUUGAUAGUUGGGAGCGGACCUAAACCAUCUUCAAAAGUCUUUGUGAUUGAGAAGGACAGUUUUCAUUAACCAUAAUUCAGGACUCCAUUGACCAUUUUCACCAAUCAAAUUUUUCUCUUUUUCCAAUCAUGUUAAUUAAUUUUUGCUUCAAUUGUGUAUCAUCAAACCAAAUCAUUACCAAGUAAAAGCCUUCUUUCAAACGUUUCUGACAAUUUACAAUUUACAAAUCAAUUGAUCCACUGGACUUUUUGGACAACAAUUUUCUAAAAUAAAUCAACUUGUUUUGUUUGCUUUUAAACUGUAACAUUUGAUUAGCCAAAAAGUUUGCUUUUGGUUGAAAAUGAAGGAUUCAAUUGCCGUUGAUCGAGCCGAUCCAAGAGAUGAAGACGAUUUCAUUAUUGAGACUGUAGCCGAUUCUAGUGAAACCAAUUCAAUUAAAACAGGAACUUCAACACUAGCUGAAUCCAAUGAAAACAUACACAGUUUAACGCCUUUACCGAGACAAUCCCAUUUACGGUCAACUCCUGUCCUACGUCGAGCUUCAACAUCUUCAAUAAAUUUCAACAGUACCAGUAAAUCACCUUGUGCUUUACCAUUACCGAUUGACCAGUCAACUAAGUCUCCUUAUCACACCAAUAAUUUACUGAUAUCAACAAUUUCACACCAGGCCAACCUAUCAGAUUCCAUGUCCUCAUUGCCUUACUCUUAUCAGGGUAAAUACACCAAUACCGGCGUCAAUACUAACUAUGGGGGUAACUAUGGACGUAAAGCAUCUAUUGUCAUAUCAAAUCUGCGUCGAUCAUCAGUCCAAGUUGUCAUUUCUGUAUGGACCUCAUUUCGAGGAAUCUUCUUUGCUUUCCUAUCAGCCGUCUUUUUUUCCAUCACCUCAGCCAUAGUUAAACAUUUAUCAGAAAUUCAUCCAGGAAUAAUGUCGUGUUUCCGUUUCAUUGGAAUCCUUUUGUUUUCCCUUCCAAUGGUCUCCGAAGUUGGAUUCCGUAACAUUUUAGGUCCACGAGAGUUACGAUUUUGGGUACUACUUCGUGGUAUUGCUGGAGCUACUUCAGUCUAUCUGCGUUAUUGUGCCCUUCAAUAUCUUCCCAUAGCCAAUGCAACCAUCAUUGUCCUAUCAAUGCCAGUUUUUGUUUGCAUCUUGGCUCGUGUUUUCCUCAAAGAGCCUUGUGGUAUUUUUCAUGUCAUCGCUCUUGCAGUAACUCUGUUGGGAAUCGCAUUCACGGCUAAACUUAAUGUCAUCUUUGGUUCAUCUGAGGAAGAAGCUGCUGAUGCUGGUAUUGACAAGACUGCUCAUCUUUUGGGCUUAGCCGCUGGAAUGGGGGCCACUUUGGUUGGAUCGUCAUCCUAUGUGAUUGUCCGUAAAGUUAAAUGUCUAGACCAGUCGAUAAUCUUAUUCAACUUUGCUUGGGUGGCCAUAAUUGAGAGCUCGAUAAUAACUUAUUUCCAAGAUGGUAUUCAACUACCGACCACCGUAAUAGGAACCUGGCUUCUUGUAAUUUUAACAGUUGCCUCUUUUUACGCUCAAUUUUUAUUAACUAAAGCACUUAAAUGUGAAGAAGCUGGUCUAGUAUCAGUCACUCGAGCAUCAUCUGAAGUUAUCUUUGCUUUCUUAACGCAAAUUUUUAUAUUUCAAUCAAUGCCUGAUUGGUAUUCUUAUGUUGGCGCUUUCCUGGUAACAACAGCAGUUUCAUUGACCAGCAUUCGCAAAUAUAUUGUUACACUACCAAAGGAUAGUAUUUGGAGACGUUUAUUUGCAUUCACAUUAAAAUAACAAGUGGAACCUCCGAUCAUGACUUAUCGCAAAUUUAUUUUCACUGUUUACGAUAAAUUCAAUUCACAUUUAAAGACUCAAAUUCUGAAUUAAAAAUUUUGUCAGAUGGACAAUCGUGGAUGAAAUUGACUUCAAAUUUAUCGUUUGGUCUCUUUUAGUUGAGGCACCAAAUUAUUAACCAAACUCUUUACUUAAAAGACUGUUUUACAUAUAUUCCUAGUCCAACAAUAAACCAUCAAACUAAA